Molecule: messenger RNA, 832 nt
Organism: Babjeviella inositovora NRRL Y-12698
Lineage: Eukaryota; Fungi; Ascomycota; Pichiomycetes; Serinales
Product: rRNA-processing protein
Exons: 1
Coding region: 86-829 (247 amino acids)
Biological process (GO): rRNA processing
Cellular component (GO): nucleolus; small-subunit processome
Source: RefSeq, a predicted model, not a curated record
CAAGGGUAAAAUAACCAAAACUCCUCUCGUGUCUCGUCCUAGAUCCCAAAGCUAACCCUUCCGUUCGCAAAGCACAUAUACAACCAUGAAGUUAGUCCACAACGUGCAAAAGAAGCAGCACAAGGAGCGUUCUCAGCCCCAGGAGAGAGCCAAGUUCGGUCUUCUCGAGAAGAAGAAGGACUACAAGAAGCGUGCCGCUGACUACCACAGAAAGGAAGCCGCCUUAAAGGUCCUUAAGAGCAAGGUUGCUGCGCACAACCCAGAUGAGUAUUACCAUGCGAUGACGGCGCGGAAGACCGAUGGGCGCGGGAUUUUGAUCACCGAGAGAGGCAACGAGGCCUUGACCAACGACCAGGCCAAAUUGCUCAAAUCACAGGAUUCCAACUACAUCAGAACCGUGAGAAACAAGGAGCAGCGUGAUGUUGAAAGGUUGACCAACGAAAUUUUGUUCAAGUCCUCGGGGAAGCACACCGUUUUUGUGAAGGACUUGAAGGAGCAGAAGGAAUUUGAUCCCGUCAAAUUUUUCAAUACGGAUGAGUCUUUGUUGGACAGACCAGAGAACAGAUUGAGAUUGGAUCAGUUGACUAACAGCAGUAAAUUGGUCAAAAACUUUGACGAGCAAACCAAGUACUCAAAGGCGUUGAUCGACGAGAAGAAAGUCAAGAAGUUGAAGUUGUUGCAGAAGAGAAAGGAGAGAAACGACCAGUUGAGAUACGUGGAGGGCAGGAUGGAGAUGCAGAACGAGUUGAUGAAGAAGGGGCCAAAGAUGAAGAUGAGAGACCAGAACGGUAAAACUUUCUUCAAGUGGAAGGCCGAGAGAAAGAGAUAAACG